CCCCGCGCUCGGUGCGCCCCUGCCCGGCCCGGUCCCCUCGCCAGCAGCCGGCUGGGGGCGAGCCCGAUGCCCACCAUGCGGGGUGAUCUCUGGUUCCUGGUGCUGGUGCUCAGGGGGGCGGCCAUAGCGCUGAGCCCCCAGCCCCGAGCAGGUCACCAUGAAGGCCAGGCCUCUGCAUGGGCUGCGAAGGAGACCACACCGGGCUGGAAUCAGACAGCUCGAGGAAGCCUCGGACCGCUGUCCAAGCCGGACAGGACCCAGCUAAGCCUGGACCUGGGUGGGGGCCCCUUAGCCAUUGACACACUGCCGGACAACAGGACCAGGGUGGUGGAAGACAACCACAGCUACUACGUGUCCCGUGUCUAUGGCCCCAAUGAGCCCCGCAGCCGGGAGCUGUGGGUGGAUGUGACCACAGCAAACCAGAGCCAAGUGAAGGUGCACAGGAUCCUCUCCAACACCCACCGGCAGGCUUCGAGAGUGGUCCUCUCCUUUGAUUUCCCGUUCUAUGGCCAUCCUCUGCGGCAGAUCACCAUAGCAACAGGAGGCUUCAUCUUCAUGGGCGACGUGAUCCAUCGAAUGCUCACAGCUACUCAGUACGUGGCUCCCUUGAUGGCCAACUUCAACCCCGGCUACUCUGACAACUCCACAGUCACAUACUUUGACAAUGGGACUGUCUUUGUGGUUCAGUGGGACCGUGUCUACCUGCAAGGCCGGGAGGACAAGGGCAGCUUCACAUUCCAGGUGGCUCUGCACCGCGGUGGCCGCAUUGUCUUUGGCUACAAAGAGAUCCCCAUGGCUGUCCUGGAAAUCAGCUCUUCCCAGCACCCUGUGAAAGCAGGCCUGUCAGACGCCUUCAUGAUUCUCAACCCAUCUCCAGAUGUGCCAGAGUCUCGGCGCAGGACCAUCUUUGAAUACCACCGUGUGGAGCUGGACUCCAGCAAGAUCACCAGCACAUCUGCCGUAGAGUUCACCCCAUUGCCAACCUGUCUACAACAUCAGAGCUGUGAUGCCUGCAUGUCCUCGGACCUGACCUUCAACUGCAGCUGGUGCCAUGUCCUGCAGAGGUGCUCCAGUGGCUUUGAUCGCUACCGCCAGGAAUGGCUGUCCUAUGGCUGUGCCCAGGAGGCAGAGGGAAGGACAUGCGAGGACUUCCAGGAUGAGGAUCACUACUCAGCCUCCCCCGACAGCUCCUUCAGCCCCUUUGACAGGGACCUCACUUCUACUUCCUCCUCUCUCCUCCUGGACAGCCUCACUACAGAAGAUGACACCAAGUUGAAUCCCUAUGCAGGAGGAGAUGGCCUUCAGGACAACCUGGAUCCCAAGACAAAGGGUCCCCCUGUGCACCUGGGCACCACUGUGGGCAUUGUGCUGGCUGUCCUCUUAGUGGCAGCCAUCAUCCUGGCUGGGAUCUACAUCAAUGGCCACCCCAACUCCAACGCUGCACUCUUCUUUAUUGAGCGGAGACCUCACCAUUGGCCAGCCAUGAAGUUCCGCAACCACCCCAACCACUCCACAUACACAGAGGUGGAGCCCUCCGGCCACGAGAAGGAGGGCUUUGUGGAGGCAGAGCAGUGCUGAGAGUACCAAGCAAGGAGACCCAGGGACGGACAAGAAAGAUGAGUCACAGCCAUGCGGAAAAGGGACUUCUCCUGGCAUCCUCUCGCUUGCCCUGGGCCAGGAAGAUGAGACAGCAGCUCAUGGUGCCAGACCCACAGUCCAGUCCUCCUACCCCAGACAAAGCGGGUACAACAGAAAAGCAGCCAUGUGGGUUUCUUAAAGGAAUAGUAACCACCUCAUCUCCUAUGUGGAUGUCAAGGGUCCUUCCUUCCAAGGCUUUCAGUGAUCUACUCCAUAGCCAUUCCACAGCCUCCUCUCUCUAGAGAUGGCCUCAUGCCCUUCCUGGUCUCUGGAGGCCUCCCUCAUGGGUUACUAACUGGCUAACUGAAGUCAAGGCUGCUACACUCCAGAUCUAUGGACUUAAGAGCUGGUCCUCAUGGCCAUGGCAUUGGCCUACUUAGCCCCUAACCCCUGCAGCUCUGGAAAGCUGAAGAAGGGGUUCCUUUUAUCUGGGAAGCUCCCAGCCGUUGGGCGGAUCAUGUGUAACAUGUGGCCUGCCUCCGGCCCAGCCUCUGCCUGGUCAUCUGGGCCCUGCGCACCCAUGCGUACGACGUGGGCUCCUGACUCCGGUGACUUGUCUGGCUCUGAUUUACUCACUGGCCUAGUCUGGUGUUGACAUCCGUAGGUAUCUCUGAAAGGCAGAGCUUGCCUGGUUCAUAUUUUUCCUCCACCAAACUGGAUUAUUUUUUUUUUUAGUCAUUAAAGACCAAGAAGGCACACUGAGACCCUCUCCAGCAGAGAGCUUCAGCCGGAUCCUGUUAAGGCAUACCUGCCAGAAAGGUAGGGACGGAGGAAGCUUGCAUGGGAAGCAAGGACUUUCUACGCACAACCUUGACCUAGAACAUCACCUCUAUCUCCCUAGCUCUGAAAGAAGUAUUGGAAGCGGGGAAGUUCGGGGCUCCCACACCGAGCCUGGUUUUACGGAACUUCUGUCUGUUCCAGUGCUGUUGAACCAGGACUGCUUCUGAAGGGUACUGAAAAUUAAGAUCUAGAGUUCAUUUCAUUUCAAGUAAAAUAUAUCAGCAGCAAAUAAAUGUCAAGUCACUGUC
Messenger RNA from Perognathus longimembris pacificus (Pacific pocket mouse), 2666 nucleotides. RefSeq names its product plexin domain containing 1 (gene Plxdc1). The transcript is spliced from 14 exons. The record is from RefSeq and is a predicted model, not a curated record. Bases 67 to 1578 code for a protein of 503 amino acids. NCBI's taxonomy places the organism in Eukaryota, Metazoa, Chordata, Mammalia, Rodentia, Heteromyidae.